Molecule: messenger RNA, 1465 nt
Organism: Mizuhopecten yessoensis (Yesso scallop)
Lineage: Eukaryota; Metazoa; Mollusca; Bivalvia; Pectinida; Pectinidae
Exons: 6
Coding region: 80-574 (164 amino acids)
Source: RefSeq, a predicted model, not a curated record
AGCAGGCAGCACAGCUACUAUUGUUUUGGCGGUCAUUGGCUUAGUUGUAGCUGUGGUUUGCGUGGCUCUCUGUUGGAUAAUGUUUUUCCAACGCAGUGGCAGAAUACCAGGUCCUUGCCCCGUGUUCAUCAAAUCAAAGUUGAGUGUAAAGCAGACCUUUAUUGCAGCAGUUAUUGUAACAUUACUUUGUGUGAUUGGAAUCAUACUUUGCAUCGUUGGUUUGGUGACUAAAGGCUUGGCCUAUGCUGGUGCUGGUUUUGCCUUAGCUGUCAUUGCACUGGUGAUCAUCAUGCUGCUCCUUGUCUGUUGUCGAGUAAAUGCGAAAAAGAACUUUCGUAACGCAGAACACACAGAGACUAACCUGGUUAAUCCCAACAUUACAAAUGUCACUGGUGAUGAAAAAGGUGUGAAGAAAGGGGAGACAACUGAUGUUGUAAAGGAAACUGAGGUGGAAACAAAAGGCAGUGACAAAAAUGACAAAGUAGACAAGAAAGGGGAGAAAACUAAUGUUAUAAAGGCAACUGCAUUGGAGAUGAAAGGCAUUGACAAAAAUGACAAAGUAGACGAUGUUUAGAUUUUGUCCAUGUUAGUCAAAUAAGGACACGACACGGAUCGACAGCUCAAAAAGGAUCAGAUCAAUUAUCUUUUACGAAAAUGUUAAAGACUUUUACAGAGUAAACUGAAAUACCAGUCUUUUCUAUUUUUGAAACAAUAUGAGGUAUUCACUCAUUCACCCCUGAAAUUUCAUAAUGGACUAUUCCAACCUUUGAAUUGGAAGUUCAAAUAUGUCUUCAGGGGUGAGUUAGUUAAUUGUGUGAAGAAUAGGUUUUCCUUCAUGAUAAACUAUUCUACAGUCAUCCGAAUUCUUCUAAUCCAGCAUAAGGAGUAAAGUUGACGUAACAGGCACUAUUGACUAACUAGAUGCCAUCGCAGUGGUGAAGGGAGGUAUUAUGUACUAUUGUAUUGUAUAUAGCACUCCAUACUUAUUCUGUUUAAUAUCAACUCAAAAUAAAUCCAACGACUGUUCAGUGUUCAAACAAAUCUGCCAUUGGUACAAGAUACUUCAAGACUAAUUUCAACAUCAAGAAACAUUCAUUAAAAAGUAGACAUGAUUUUAAUUGCCGGCACGUGACUGUUUCCCAAAAAAUUGGAAAUUAAGAGCCAAUAACAUUUUGGUGUAAUUAAACAUGAUCUUGUGGUAGGUUUUGGCUGUAUACAAUGACUAAAAGUGACAAAUCAAUCUAUUGCUACAUAGCCCGACAUUGACAGUUCAGGGUAAGAUGAUAUUUCAGAUAUUUUAAAUUUUCUUAAUUGUUUGUUUCGGAUAUUAGCAAAACAAUUAACCAUCAAUUCAUUGGAAAUCAAAUGUGUCUGAAGUCAUGAAUAUGAGGUUAACCCUUUCACCCCUAUGUUACUUUAAUAAACUCUACUGAAAAAUGAUCUGGAUGAGUUCAUUAUGGUCUAU